Molecule: messenger RNA, 3136 nt
Organism: Gopherus evgoodei (Goodes thornscrub tortoise)
Lineage: Eukaryota; Metazoa; Chordata; Testudines; Testudinidae
Product: methyltransferase-like 26
Source: RefSeq, a predicted model, not a curated record
AUGUCACUAGCAAAGAGUGACAGUCUAGCCUCCACGUCUCUAUGGCUCAGGCAGGUCACCCUCCAGCGGGCGCUAAAUCCUCCGAGCAACGACCACACACUACCCAGCAUGCACCGCUUCCGCAACAAGAGCAACUUUAUCGGCAGUGGCCGCCAGGGCGGGGCCUGGGCGAGGGGCGUGGCCAGGACGCCUGGGUUCCAUGGCCGGCUCUGACACUGAGCCGCUGUGUGACCUGGGCUCUGUGGGGAGCGAGGCCCAGCCAGGCGUGGCACUGCAGGCCCUGCCCUCGGGGCUGUGCCCAGGGGACAUGUGCUGCCUUGGGGGGCCUGGGCGAGGGGCGUGGCCAGGACGCCUGGGUUCCAUGGCCGGCUCUGACACUGAGCCGCUGUGUGACCUGGGCUCUGUGGGGAGCGAGGCCCAGCCAGGCGUGGCACUGCAGGCCCUGCCCUCGGGGCUGCGCCCAGGGGACACGUGCUGCCUUGGGGGGCCUGGGCGAGGGGCGUGGCCAGGACGCCUGGGUUCCAUGGCCGGCUCUGACACUGAGCCGCUGUGUGACCUGGGCUCUGUGGGGAGCGAGGCCCAGCCAGGCGUGGCACUGCAGGCCCUGCCCUCGGGGCUGCGCCCAGGGGACACGUGCUGCCUCGGGCAGCGUUCCCAGCCGCCUGGCCGGGGCCACAGAGACACGCUGAAGCCCUGAACCGUGGUAGGACUGGGGCAUGGCCCCCCUGCUGGCCUCCCGUGGCUGGAGAAUCCACACAGGCCUUUCCCCCAUUUGUCCGCCCCACCUAAGCAGCUGCUCUCCCGGUCAAGCGUCACUCAGUAAUCUCCUUUGCCGUAAUAAAUCUAAACCGGGCCAUCUGUGAGCAGAGCCAGCCCUGUCAAACAGGAGGCAGGAGCAGAAAUCCAGGCAGCACCAUUCUAGUGGAAGCCUCGGGACCUGUGGGCAGUGGCAGAAGAUGGUGGUGUCUUCCAUGGCAGAGAGGAAUAAGGAGCUGAUCCUGGAGGUACUAGCUGACUACGUGGAUAAUACAAGCCAAGCCUUUGGGCUGGAGCUGGCUUCUGGGACUGGGCAACAUGUGGUACAUUUUGCCCAAGCCCUGCCUAAUGUCACCUGGCAGCCUUCAGAAGUCAGCCCAUCUGCCCAUCUUAUCAUCUCUGCCUACAUCAGAGCCACCAAGGUGCAGAAUGUGAAGACGCCGCUGGCCAUUGAUGUUUCUCAGCCCUGGGACCAGCGGGCAGGCUUGAGCAAGGGCUGCUGCAAUGUCAUCGUCAUCAUCCAUCUGCUGCACUUCCUUGCCCAAGGCCUGGAGAUACUAUUCCAGGAUGUGGGCCAGCUGCUGAAGCGGGGAGUGUGCCUGAUCUAUGGGCCCUUUGCCAUCAGUGGGAUCAUCAGCCCUGAAUGCAACAUCGAGCUGGAGGAGAAGCUCCAGGAGAGGAAUCCAGGCUGGGGGCUGUGGAGGAGCUGCGGCAGCUUAGCCACCCCCAACGCGCUGCGCCUCGAGCAUAUGGUAAGGUUCAGCGUGGUGUGGGAAACAGGCAGGUUUCAAGGCUUGGGGCUAGCUGCAGGGAGCUGCUGAAUUGAAUUGUACUUCCUAUGAAAAUGGGGGACUGGCGGCAUGAGCAGGCAGUGGCAGACUUUCUCCAGCCACGGUGCUGCAGCUGGCCCCAGGCCCCACACCCAGUCCGCUGCACUUCAGUCCCCUUACACACACAGAGCUCGACUCCAGCCCUGCAGCUCAUGCCUGGAGGCCUUGGUUGCUUCUCUAAAGCCCUUCAGAAGCCUGGUUGUUCUGCAUCUUAAUGCCAGUUUUCCUCAAUGCCAGAAUACACCAACUGCCUGAUUUUUUGGAGGAGGGAGAUGGCAUAGGCCCAGCGGGGCUGCAGGAUGUUUGAGCAUGGCUGCCUGAAGCCAAUGGGAUAGGGACACCCAAGAAUAAAUUGCUUUUAAAUUAAUCUGUCUCUGCCAUGGGCUGAGGGUAGCUGCUCCCUGGGGCCUGCACAGAGGCCAGCAGCCUAGGAGUAGAGAGCAGUGCAUCCAAGCCCCUGCAGAGCGAGAGGCCCAGGCAGCCCAGGCUGGGAUGCUCCUUCUCUUCAGGCUGACCCUGUCUGCUCUUAUGCACAUCUGGGGGCAGGAGGAGUGGCCCUGCUGCCCUAUCCAAAGCCAGUGAACCUCGCUCUGCCAAGCCUUUGCUUGGCACCGAAGGCAUCACCACUGGAGCAUGUUACAGCCCCACUUCACUGCCUGCCAAGCAGCCUUCCACCAAACCCCUCUGCAGUGGCCCUGAUCUCGCAGGAACAGCAGCACCAGGCCCAGAGCAACAGCUCUUUAAAUACAUUUUAUUGUCACUGUUUCCAUUCUGGCUACUCCACCACUACAUAUGAGAGAUGAGUGUUCAAAAAGCAGGGAGGGCCAGGCUCCCAAGGAGGGGAUGGAGGAUAUGGGCAUAGGGCAUGCGGAAGGGCCUGAGCUCCCAGGAACAUGGAAUGCAAGCACAGGGCCAGGCUCCCAUGGAGGGGCAGGGGAUCAGGGUGGAGGGUGCAAGUUGUGGUGAGGGGCUGAGGCUCCUACUGGGGCAGAGGAGGAGCCAGCCAUGGUGCACACUGUGCAGAGAGGGAUAGUGGCAGAAGCCAAGCUUUGUGCACAGGGGCAGCUCUGCAUCAGAUCUCAUUGCCCCCUUUGUUCUAGGGUCAGGGCAGCAGCAAGUACUUGGGGCAUGAUUAAGUCUCUCGCCUGCUGCAGAGCAGGGAAGGGAGGCCCUGGCCUGUGGCAUUAUUGCUCACUCUCCUGGAGCUCUUCUCAGGCCUGGCUCCCAGUCACCAUCCUGCCCUCAGCACCCUGGGGGGAAGCCCAGCAGCCAGGCUGCAGCCUCUGCCUUGCAGAAGUCUCUUCCUGAAGGGCCAAGCACCCAUUCAUUCUCCCUGUUGAGGUGGGGACGGGUUUCACUUCCAGCAACCACGGUCCGUUUCAGCCAGGUGGGGACAGCGCAGGGAAAAAGCCACAGGGAGCCAGAGCAGCAAGGAGGCCCCUGCCAGGCCAGGAGGGUGCAUGCCAGCUGGUGGGGCCCCAGGGUCCCACCCUCCCCUUGAGUAGGGCCAUUCCACAGGGAAGGGGACAGGGAAGAGACAGAAAUGGCUA